AUGAGUGAGAACUACGAUCCGCGUGUGAACAUCACACUGGUGGAUAACUACGAUACGGUUUGGCUGUCACAGAGAGAUGCAGCUCUAAGAGUUCCCAUCAACUUUGUUACCACUCCAGGCGUGUCACUUACAGCCGCUUGCUUCAGUGAUAAUCGGUAUGCUGAUGAUGCUACGGGAGACUGUCUCUCGAAUCUCUUAGCCGUCGGAUUCCGCAGGUUUGAGAUAGACUUGUACUGGGACGAAGGGCGUAGUGUCUGGUCAUUCUGUCCCGUUGCUAUUCCGGAUUCGAUUUCAGAUCUAUCGACUCCAACGACAGUUUCAAGUAGUUCUGCUUCACCAACUAUUCAAUCAUCAAAUCCAACGACCUCUUCAUUCGCAAUAUCGAUAGGGACCUCUCCUACCAACCCAGUCCUGAGAGCUCGGCAACUUACUCCAGACACCCCAUUAGACGUUCCCACCAGCACUACCGCUGCAUCGGAAAAGGCAGCGAGCUCUCUUGGGGACGUCAUCCCUAGCGUCUCAGCUAUCCCGAACUUCUCCAACCAGCCCACAAUUGCCAUUGGACCCUACGUCUGCACUAACACCAUCAACCUCUCCGUAUUGUUUUCUCUCUUUUCAGACUACAUACAGAAGACACAAAGAACUCUUGAAGCCCAACUCAUAUACAUAAUCCUCAACAUCCACGCCGCAGCAUCCUUUGAAUCGCCUGGCUCUCCCGCCCCAGAACCUUCAGUCCUACCUCGUGGUCCACAAUUAUUGGGAAACCAGUUUAUUAGCAAUCUAUCUGAGUAUAUCUACUCGGACUCGGAUCUAUUUUCGGAUCGGGCGAAUCUGAACAGUACUUGGUUCCAGGUCAAUGAGGAGUUCAAGAAACCUGCUGAAGGUUACUACGGGAUGGUGGAAAACGAUAACGGGAUCCUGACUACGGACGAUGGAUGGCCGUCAGAAGCAUACAUCACUUUUGCACAGAGUAGAAGAUUGCUUGUUGGCUGGGGAACGAUCGAUCCGCAGAUGGCUGGUUACAAUUUCAGUGGAGACUCAGGGACCAUCUUCAACGCAGGUUUCAUCAACGAUGUCCAGACGGACGUGAAUGCAACUGCUGAUGGGCAGUUGACCAGUGGAUGCUUCAUCCGCAAUGAUACGAAAAAUUUGGAAUCGAUAAAUUCUUCUUGGGCGGUUGCAACAAACCUCUUUGAAUUUACGUAUCCAACGAUAGCGUCAGCUGAUCUCACACCUCUUCUCAGUCUAACGCAUAAUAUAACAAACUGCGGCAUCUCUCCGCAUCUGAAUAGUACUCUCCUCAAUUCCACCGCCGAGCUCAACUUCCAAGCCUAUGAAAACUUCACCCAGGCAACGAUAUGGUCCUGGGCCCCCGGCGAACCGCGCACCUUCCCCCCAGAAUCCCCCACAGACGAAAUAUCAUCAAACUCUAUGUUCCGCUGCGCCAUCUCCAACAAAAAUCUCCUCGGCUGGGUCGUAGAAGACUGCUCACAGAAACGACAUGCGGCUUGUCGAGCUCGUGGCCAACCAUACAACGUGCGCGCCACCUUCAUCUCUCCCCCCGCCUCCGUUCCAAUUGUCCUCGCUUGCAAACGCGAUGUCUCAGAAUGGACCCUCGCCAACGUUCGAGUAUCCUACUCCUUCGCCGACGAAAAUUGCCCAGAUGACUACGAUUUCGCAGCCCCCCGCACAGCUUUAGAAAAUGCGUACCACCGAGAUUUGGACGGUCAUGGGGCCUGGAUUGAUUUCAACAGCCUCGACAUCCAAGGUUGCUGGACGAGCGGCGGUCCGAACGCAACUUGUCCUGUCCCCGCCAUAGGCGCCGUCCUAGUCCUCGUCCUCUUCACUAUCUGGCUCGAGCUGAAAUGCUACGGAAACCGACGCACCAGCCGCCGGAGCCGCCGCCGCCGGAGGAGAGCCGGUGGGGUUGUGAUUUAUGAGGGCGUGCCAUCAUGA
This is a messenger RNA of Drepanopeziza brunnea f. sp. 'multigermtubi' MB_m1, 1956 nucleotides long. The record is from RefSeq and is a predicted model, not a curated record. Lineage: Eukaryota; Fungi; Ascomycota; Leotiomycetes; Helotiales; Drepanopezizaceae.